UCUUCCGCAGCUCCGCCACCAUCCCCGCCUUCCUCUCUCCCUCCUCCUGUCCACUCUUUCGCGAGAUACGUACGAGCCUAGAACAGCCAUGAAGUUCUUCGGUUCCUCCACGUCCAAGAAGGAGAACAAGGGGAAGAAGAGAUCCAAAAGGAGCGGCAACGGCGGCUCCUUCGCCUCCACCGCGUCGUCGUCGGCAUCAGAUGACCAGUCUGUCACAACGCCGAGAUCUGUCCUGCCGUCGUCUUCGGGGCCGGCGGCACCAUCCGGCUCCGGGACGACCAAGAAACCGGCCCUGGUCGCCGUGACGCGGCUGGAGCUGGAGGUGGCGCUGCGUACGGUCGUGUCGACAGAGGAGGAGCUGGCCGCGAUGCUCGCCGAGGCGGAGGCCGGCCUCGCGCUUGAUGGGAUCGUGGCCGCGGAGGCCGCGGACGAGGGCGAGCUGAGGGACACAUUUGCGGUGUUUGACGCUGACGGGGACGGGAGGAUCUCCGCCGAGGAGCUCCGUGCCGUGUUGGCCUCCCUCGGCGACGAGCGGUGUUCCGUCGAGGACUGCGGCCGCAUGAUCGGCGGCGUCGACACCGACGGCGACGGCUUCGUCUGCUUCAACGAGUUUACCCGCACGAUGAUGCUUGCGCCGUGAAUUGUUGAUGAUACGUCCCUAUCUAAAUUAUACUAGCAGCCUAGCUACCGUUGUUCGUUCAUUAUUAGUGAGUAAAUUAGGUUUUGUUCUUGAUUUUCGAUGUGGUUGUGCACUCAUGGUGAUGAAAUCACUCGACCGGCCAACUAAUCACGACGAAGAGGCCAAAAAGAAUAUUAAGGUAUGUUUGAUUU
Messenger RNA from Triticum dicoccoides, 831 nucleotides. RefSeq names its product probable calcium-binding protein CML36. Bases 89 to 640 code for a protein of 183 amino acids. The record is from RefSeq and is a predicted model, not a curated record. Lineage: Eukaryota; Viridiplantae; Streptophyta; Magnoliopsida; Poales; Poaceae. The transcript has a single exon. Gene Ontology annotation, molecular function: calcium ion binding.